CUAACCCUGCUGGGGGCUCCAUCUGGCAGCUUCUAUCGGGUGGGGAGUCAAGCAGGGGGCACUUGCGAAACCGGCCUGGAGGGCAGGCUCAGGCCAGAUCUCCCCGGAGGCCCCCUGCCUGGCCCUCAAACUGGUCCCACUGGUGUGGAGCCUCAGAAGGCAGACAGGGCCAGGCUUCUGAACAGCCGCCUCCACUUCCUCUCCCCUCCCUGUGCCGCCCGCGCGCGGGGCCGUCCCCCCUGCUUGGCGUCUGUAGGCGAUUUUCCACUGGCUGGCGGGGCGCGCGGGCUGCGGGCCUGCCCGUGGAUUCUGCCUCUUUUCUGGAGGUAAACUUUUCUGAAGACACCACCAGCCCCGGGUCCUGCGGGUCUCUCCCACAAAGCAAAGCAGGAGGGAGCCCCGAGAGCACCAGCCACUCUGCCAGGCUGCCUGCCCUGGAGGCCCACACCCCAGGGGUUCCGUCGAUGCCCUGGUGCCACUUGGAGAGCCCAGCCCCACGCAGAGGCCAAGGCCGCCAGUGCCCACAGCUGGUUCCAGAUGAGGAUGCUGAAGUCCAGAGGAUGAUCAUGAAGUAUGUUGAGUCAGGAUCUCCUAAACCGGCCCAGAGCCCGAGGUCUCCAAAAUGAGGAGGAAGCACGAGGCCAGCCGCCGCAGAGGAUAAAAUGCCAAGCCCAUGCUCUGCCUUCAGGUGCCCAGCAGCCCACACGCUUUCCUAGUCCCACCAGGAACCGUCGGUCUCGGUCCCUUCCUGCCUCCACUCUUGCUGUUGGUCCUCCAGCUGACCUGUCACCAUGGCAGCCCUGAUUGCAGAAAACUUCCGCUUCCUAUCGCUCUUCUUCAAGAGCAAGGAUGUGAUGAUCUUCAAUGGGCUGGUGGCCCUGGGCACGGUGGGCAGCCAGGAGCUAUUCACUGUGGUGGCUUUCCACUGCCCUUGCUCACCAGCCCGGAACUACCUGUACGGGCUGACAGCCAUCGGGGUGCCCGCCCUGGCGCUCUUCCUCAUCGGCGUCAUCCUCAACAACCACACCUGGAACCUGGUGGCCGAGUGCCAGUACCGGAGGACUAAGAACUGCUCGGCUGCCCCCAACUUCCUCCUCCUAAGCUCCAUUGUAGGCCGUGCGGCUGUGGCCCCUGUCACCUGGUCUGUCAUCUCCCUGCUGCGUGGUGAGGCCUAUGUCUGUGCUCUCAGCGAGUUUGUGGACCCCUCCUCGCUCACAGCUGGAAAAGAGAGCUUCCCACUGGCCCACGCUACAGAAAUCCUGGCCAGGUUCCCAUGCGGGGAGGGCCCUGCCAACCUGUCAGGCUUCCGGGAGGAGGUCAGCCGCAGGCUCAAGUACGAGUCCCAGCUCUUCGGGUGGCUGCUCAUCGGCGUGGUGGCCAUCCUGGUGUUCCUGACCAAGUGCCUCAAGCAUUACUGCUCCCCACUCAGCUACCGCCAGGAGGCCUACUGGGCACAGUACCGCACCAACGAGGACCAGCUCUUCCAGCGCACGGCCGAGGUGCACUCGCGGGUGCUGGCUGCCAACAACGUGCGCCGCUUCUUUGGCUUCGUGGCGCUCAACAAGGAUGACGAGGAGCUGGUUGCCAAGUUCCCAGUGGAAGGCACACAGCCGCGGCCGCAGUGGAACGCCAUCACUGGCGUCUACUUGUACCGUGAGAACCAGGGCCUCCCACUCUACAGCCGCCUGCACAAGUGGGCCCAGGGUCUGGCGGGCAACGGCACGGCCCCGGACAACAUAGAAAUGGCCCUGCUCACCUCCUAAGGGUCCUGGUCCCAUGCUCUUUGCCGAUGACACGGCUUGGCCCCAGACUGAACCUCACUGCCUGCUCACGGCAGGAUCAGAGGGGACUUUUUUUUUUUUUUAAACUAUAGCUUUUGGGGGAAACUGGCCAGAAGAAAGGAACACAAAGUCAAAGUGGGGUGCAGAUAUGAGAGCAAGCAGACAGCAUGGUCAGCUCUGGCGGGAAGGCUCUCGGACCUGAAGAAGUUUCCUCUCCUGUUGCCUCCAGUCACUCAGUCAACAGCUUUGGAGAAAAGCCCCUUUCCCAGAUCUGGUCCUUAAUCAUGAUGAUGACUGGAGGUCCUUAACGAUGUGGAGGACCUUUUAUGGGCAGGACCCCUUGGCUGGGGAGCCCUGGCAGCAGAGCCAGGUGAUGAUGACACUCACCAGCAGGCGCCCUUCUAUGAAACAGUGUGCAGCUCAUUUGCACCUAACUGCAUUCGGACACCUGGCUCAGUGGUGCUCCGCUGGGAAGCGGCCCUCCGAUGUAUGCCUUCAGCUUUAUUUUAUAUACAUUUCUGAUAAAGCUUUUCUUAGUAUAAAGGAA
This is a messenger RNA of Phacochoerus africanus (Common warthog), 2328 nucleotides long. RefSeq names its product calcium homeostasis modulator family member 2 (gene CALHM2). The record is from RefSeq and is a predicted model, not a curated record. Gene Ontology annotation, molecular function: monoatomic cation channel activity. The coding region runs from base 792 to 1763 and encodes 323 amino acids. The transcript has 4 exons. Lineage: Eukaryota; Metazoa; Chordata; Mammalia; Artiodactyla; Suidae.